CUCGUCAGUGAGCUCGAUCUUCUGUCUUCCGAGUUGACGCAGUACGCAUCGCACAUUCAACGUUUUAACCAGGAGCUGUGUUAUCAUGAUAACAAGAUACUUGCUGAUUUUUUCGAUCGCGAUUCCGGGUUUAGUCGCCAGGACCGUGUCCUGGGACACAAAAUAUGCUGAUGUGGAGAUCGACCAAAAAACUGUAUAUAAGCAAGACAUUAUCAGAUGUCUUGAUGAUGAAAGCGUUAGAUUAUCUGGUUUGAAUUUCAUCGAAAUUCCCAAUCAUAUCGUAAAAAGCGACGCAAUAAAAGCUAUAUCGCUGGACGAUAAUAACAUUGUGAAACUGCCUGCGAACGUGUUCGACGAGGUACCAAAUUUACAAUGUUUAAAUCUUGCAAAAAAUAACAUACCAUAUGAACGAUUGUUCGGCUUUCGUCAUAAUAAGUUAAAAACCCUGAUUUUUGAUGAUAAUCCAAACAGAGGGCAAACAAUGUUUUCAAAUUUCGAGCCAAUCAGAUAUUCGACUCCACCUGCUGGCACCUACUUCCCAAACCUGGAGAGUCUUAGUUUAAACAACGUUUAUUUUGAGAAUUUUCCUUCGCAUUUCAAUGAAUCCUUUCCGCGUCUCUCAACGCUUUAUAUAACGGAUAAUGGUCUGCAAUUUUUGGACGAUAAUAUAUUUUCAAUAUUACCCAGUAAUUUAAAAGGUCUUCAUUUGGAAAGAAAUAACUUUACAUCUCUGAUUUUGAGAGAUGCAGGAAAUAUCGAGGAGUUGUAUUUUGAUGGCAAUCCUCUGGUCUCUUUUGAAAUUGGUCCUGGCAGCUCUACCAUAAAACUGAUUUCGCUCGCAAACUGUACACUCAAUUCUAGGGACCAGUUUCAAAUACAAGCUCCGUUAUUAACUACGUUAGAUUUGUCGUACAAUCGAUUAACUACGAUCCCUUUCCAAAGUAUUCCACAAUUUUUGGAAAAAUUGUCUUUAAGUCAUAACGAGUUUACGAGCGUGCCAAAUCUGGGGUACCUACAGAAACUCCACAGUUUAUCCUUAAGUCAUAAUAUAAUAGAAUAUAUUAAUGACGAAAUUAUGCAACUGUUACCUGAAUCGUUACAAAAAUUGAGCCUACGAGGAAAUCGAAUAAACAGCAUCGACGAUAUGGCUUUCUCGACGUUUUCCAUGCUCGAAGAAUUGGAUCUAUCAAAAAAUAAACUACGAUCGUUGCCUGCAGUAUGGGCGAAAAACUUGAAAAUGUUGCGACAUUUAAAUCUAAAAUCGAAUUUUUUCGCGACAAUCGCUGACAUGAGUAUUUCCUCGUUAAUAAGUUUAAGGGCGUUAUACAUAGAAGAGAAUAUGGUAACAUUUAUCGAUGAAAAUUCUCUUCAAUUAGUACCUAAACUAUGUACCGUGUACGUUAGGUAAGAGACCGCUUUAAUACCGGGAUUAGGUAUUUUUCACUUCAAGUGUUAUCUUUUGUUCUUUAUGCCUGCCUUUUAAACCCUUAGUACAAAAGAUGUAAUGUGUAAGGAACUGCAAAUGCUGAUUUUACAUAGUCGAACAUUAUCGCUUAUAAAAUUUUAACAAAAUAAAUUAUGUAAUUAUGUAAUGCUGAAUAUAAUUAAAUUUUAAUUCAA
Molecule: messenger RNA, 1620 nt
Organism: Colletes gigas
Lineage: Eukaryota; Metazoa; Arthropoda; Insecta; Hymenoptera; Colletidae
Product: toll-like receptor 6
Exons: 2
Coding region: 86-1408 (440 amino acids)
Molecular function (GO): protein binding
Source: RefSeq, a predicted model, not a curated record